Molecule: messenger RNA, 1069 nt
Organism: Scomber japonicus (chub mackerel)
Lineage: Eukaryota; Metazoa; Chordata; Actinopteri; Scombriformes; Scombridae
Gene: alkbh2
Product: alkB homolog 2, alpha-ketoglutarate dependent dioxygenase
Exons: 4
Coding region: 157-936 (259 amino acids)
Biological process (GO): DNA repair
Source: RefSeq, a predicted model, not a curated record
CUGCUCCGGGGACAGAGGAGCAGCUCUGCGCGGCUCUGGCUCCACCGCCGAGGACUUCUGCUUCUUCUGCACAAUUUUAGUGUAUUGAGCAAAAUACAAAACAGGUCUUUAAAAUCCCUCAAAUUAAGUGGGGCAGACAACAGAUUACUUGGUGCAAUGGAAACGUUUGUGAAUAAACAAUCUUGCACUGAUAAUGCUUCAACAAGAAGUCAGAAGAAGAUCAAACUGGAGAACAAUGAGAGGAUAAAGCAGGAAGAUGCUGAGGAAGAUGAGGAUGAAGCUUCAGCAGAGUUCUCCCAUCCUGUCCCCUGGCAAAAAAUAGAGGCAGAGGGACUGGACUGUGACUACGCUUUGCUCUUCUCCAAGACGGAAGCAGACCACUUUUUCAAACUACUGGAAGAGGAAGUGGUGUACUCAACAGGUGAAGAAGCAAAGGUCCAGGUGUUUGGAAAGGUGUACAAUAUACCGAGGAAGCAGGCAACGUAUGGAGAUGCAGGUCUAACCUACACUUAUUCUGGGGUGACACGUUCAGCCUGCCCAUGGACCCCAACCUUGGAAUACAUUCGGGAUGCUGUCACAAAAACAACAGGACAGACAUUCAACUUUGUCUUGAUCAACAGGUACAAAGAUGGGCAGGAUCACAUGGGUGAACAUCGUGAUGAUGAGAAGGAGCUGGACCCCCUCUGUCCCAUCGCUUCCGUCUCUCUCGGGGCAGCACGAGACUUCAUCUUCCGACACAGGGAUGCUCGGGGCAAACAGAGCUGCCGACAGAUUGAACCCGUGAAGCUGGAGCUCGCUCCUGGAAGCCUGCUCCUCAUGAACCAACCCACCAACACAUACUGGUAUCACAGCCUUCCAGUUCGAAAGAAGGUCCUCCAGCCUCGCAUCAACCUCACCUUUAGGCGCAUCCUACUGAACUGCAAAAAAAAGAGCUAGCCAUGGCCAGAUGUAGAUUAUAAACCUGGCCAAUGGGGCCAAGACACUUCUGACCACGUUGACCUGAAUUUAGUUAAAUUUUUUGUUAAUGUAAAGAAUAAAUAAAAAAGUCUGAGUAACUAAAUGAGAAGCA